Messenger RNA from Macroventuria anomochaeta, 300 nucleotides. RefSeq lists its product as uncharacterized. The transcript has 2 exons. Lineage: Eukaryota; Fungi; Ascomycota; Dothideomycetes; Pleosporales; Didymellaceae. The coding region runs from base 1 to 300 and encodes 99 amino acids. The record is from RefSeq and is a predicted model, not a curated record.
AUGUCGGCGGAUCCGUACAACUGCGGCUACGUACGCACACGUUGGAACAGCAGCGUAGUAGCUGGGAUAUUUGCCCUUGGACACUGCGAGCCGUUCUACUACAACGAGACGAUCGGUGCUUAUCAGGAUGCCUUCGCGUAUACGCUGUACGGGGGCUGUACCUGUCGCUUCUACUCGCUUGCUGAGGAUUGUUCAGAGAACGUUUCAGUCCCUGAAUACACAGCACCGACCGAUCGGUGGCGGGAACCACUUUUCGCAGAGCCAAAGCCAGCCUGGUACAAUUGCUACGAGAACAAGUAA